Molecule: messenger RNA, 2235 nt
Organism: Triplophysa dalaica
Lineage: Eukaryota; Metazoa; Chordata; Actinopteri; Cypriniformes; Nemacheilidae
Exons: 6
Coding region: 398-1108 (236 amino acids)
Source: RefSeq, a predicted model, not a curated record
AUCUGUUGGACAGGAAAGACGGAAGCGCUACGUGGAUAAGUAUUAUAUCAAUCGUUCUGUUGCGCUUUGUUUAAGAGGAACCUCCCUGCCUGUUGGAAAUCAAAACAAACCAAAUAAGGAAAUACAAGCUGUUUGUGUAUUUUAAAGGAAGUGUGUCAACAAGCUUACAUCUGAAACACAAUGGGAACUCCUGCCUGUUGUUGGUCACCGGAGAACCAACUAUUCACUGCCUAAAAUGUGGCAACGAAGACAACUGAAUUUAGGUCAAUAAAAGGCAUAAGACUGGUGCCUGCUUCAACAAUCCCUGUGGAUCCUGUCAGAGCUCAAAAAGAACAAGUUUUCACUGUAUUCUGCUUUAGUUGGAUUCUGUUGAUAUUAUCAACAAUUGUUGUGUGUAAUGGGGGACUGUAUGUUGGACAGCUAUGAUGAAGAUGGUUUUCAAAGUUCUGAGGGGUUUGAUGAUUGGGCAACCUUCAGCUCGGCAGACUGGGCAGAACCCCAGCAAGACGACAACAGCUUUUCAGACUGGGGUGUGUUCCACGACAAUACAGAGAAAGAGGAAGAAUUCUCUUCCAUGCCCGUGGAAGAAAGUGGAACUGCUAAGAUUCCCGAAAAGAUCGAAAAUGGAAAGCAGGUAAAUGUCCAGUUUGCUUUCCGUGACUGUUUUCGUGUUGAUGGUGCAGAGAAAGAACCUCUCACACUUGAAAUUCCUACACUGUUCCAGCUACUACAGAUCAAAACAGACUUGCCCUCUCCGUCUUCAGCAAUUUCAGGUGAAGCUGCCAACUUGUGGUGUCAUCUUCAUUCCAAAUCAGAAAUUCUGAGACUGUCGAGUCCUAAACCUAAACUGCACUCCAGUGAACAACUCCUCAAAACACUUGAACUCAGACACCCUGACGCAAGCACUGCCUCACAGAGCACAAUUCUUUCAGGUCUUGACCUAGAAGAGCCUGAAGACCGCCGUGGAACGCUUAUUCAAACAAAGCUGAUGCCACCAUCACAAUGUCGGAAUGGAUCAGGGUUUUUUUAUCAGAUCUCACGGAAGUGGCUCAGUCAGCAUAGCAUGAACAUGUUUCCCCAUCAGUGGCAAAAAGACCCUCUGCAAUAAGUUAUGAUCACAUUUACGCAAACGCACAAAUCAGAGAUCUGUACUACUUACCAAAAAGCAUACUGUCGCAUGCUACUUUAAAAGACAGAAAAGAGAAAGUAUGUUAACUAAAUAUGAUACUAUUGACUGCAACAGUUUAUUCUGUAUGGAAUUUAAAGGGCUUAUGACGGUUCAUACUGACAACAUCUGUUACAAAGUUAAAGGUCAUGACUAGUACAAGUCACACACACACAGUGAUAUUACCACAACAAAAAGUUUAAAGCAGGGGUCUUCCACCCUGCUCCUGGACAGAGUUCAACUCCAAUCCCAAUCAAAUGAAUUGACUCUGAAAUUCAUUAUUUUUUGUAAGUAAAAGCAUGAGGUCACACAGACAGUAAAGGAAAUGGUUGUGGGUUAUCAAGUAAAAGACACAAAAGCAUCAUGAUAGUAGUUAUAUUUUUAUGAUAUUUUUUUUCAUAAAUUUUCUUUUUUGAUAAAUGAUGUAAAUUCUAUAUAUGGUGCUAUUUCAAGUGUUAUUUAUAGUGUCUACGCUGUCAUUUGAAUUAAUUAAUUAAAAAUGUAUAGUUUGGAAGACAAAUGAUCCCUUUGUGCUCCAUGGAAAACACAGCUACUGUAAAUAAUGACUGAAGUUUUAUUUUUGAGUGUACAUUUAUUUAAAAAAACUGUCAAUAUCGUGUUCACAGUUUAAUCGUUCUUACAAGCACAAGCAAGGGCUUCUGAGAUGAACAAUAACCACUUUCAUACGCAAAUCCAGGAAGUCUGUUACAAAGAUUGUGUCAAAACAGCACUCUGACGCACCUCUAUGAACACUAGCACAGGAAGGAAUUCUAUACUUGAAGUACACACUUUGCACAAGCUAUUAAUAAUGCAUCAUACAUCAUAGACAAUAGAGCGUGGGCCUGACACGAACAAAAUCACUGCAAACUCUAAAACUUUGAAUACAGGAAAAAAGCACAGCCAUAUACAAUCUAUAGAGUAUAUUGUAUUGUACUGUAUUUCUUUUAAGCUCAUGGCUUACUAUUUUACCUUUUGUACAGUUUUUUUAUGUCCACUGUCAUCUGAAAUGUUAUAAAGUCUUUAAUAUAUUUAUAUGGGUAAAGUAUAAACUGAAAUGCGUGUAUACUGUU